This is a messenger RNA of Paralichthys olivaceus (Japanese flounder), 1219 nucleotides long. The record is from RefSeq and is a predicted model, not a curated record. NCBI's taxonomy places the organism in Eukaryota, Metazoa, Chordata, Actinopteri, Pleuronectiformes, Paralichthyidae.
GGGUGAGGGUGAUGAUGAAGAGGAUGACCGAAGAUGAUAAUGAUCAUGUCAUCUCUACAGGUGGCAGAGCGAGCUUUGUAUUACUGGAAUAACGAGUACAUCAUGAGUCUGAUCAGUGACAACGCCGCCAUGAUCCUCCCCAUCAUGUUUCCUGCUCUCUACAAGAACUCCAAGAGCCACUGGAACAAGACGAUCCAUGGUCUGAUCUACAACGCUCUGAAACUCUUCAUGGAAAUGAACCAGAAACUGUUUGACGACUGUACCCAACAGUACAAGGCUGAGAAACAGAAAGAGAAAUACAGAGUGAAGGAGAGAGAGGAGAUCUGGCACAAGAUCGAAGAGCUGGCCCAACAGAACCCACAGACCAACAAGCUCCACCCUCUCCGUCCUGGACUCCACCCACAGGAUGAGUAUAUGUUUUACAGUGAAAGUACUGUAGCUGUGUACUCGAUGGAAACAGAAACUCCGACAGUUGAAGACAUUCAGCUACUGAAGAAGACUGUGGAGAGUGAGGCCUCACAGGGUGUGAAGAAGGACCAGGCUCUGAUGAGGAGAAAGUCUGAACUUCCUCAGGACGUCUUCACCAUCAAAGCUCUGGAGGCUCAUAAGAGAGCGGAGGAGUAUCUGACAGCCAAUCAGGAGGCUCUCUGACCUCCAAUCCGUUUCUUAGGGGACGAAGUUAACGUUGUCACAGAGACGCUGUUCCGGGGUCAUGAGGGCGGAGCUGACGUUGCGUUCUUAACAAAAAGAAAAGAAAAAGCCUCUCACCUCUGCCCCAUUGCAGCUGACAACAGGAAGGACACUGUUAAAACUCCACCCUGUCCUCAUCAUCACUUCGCCUGUCGCUGUGUAAACACCACCUGAACCACAGGUCCCUGAACGCACCAUCAACAGCUCCCUGAACGCCUCACAGACAGGUCCCUGAACUGCACACGCCGCCAAGAGUUCCCUGAACUGAACGCACCACCAACAGCUCCCUGAACGCCUCAUAGACAGUUCCCUGAAUGCACCGCGAACAGGUCUCUGAACCCCUCACAGACAGGUCCCUGAAUGCAACGCCAACAGGUUCCUUAACCACAGGUCCCUGAACGCACCACCAACAGGUCCAGAACCCCUAACAUACAGGUCCCUGAAUGCUUAGCUAACAGGUCCCUGAACACACCACUAGUAGGUCCAUGAACGCACCGCCAACAGGUCCAGAACCCCUAACAUACAGGUC